UAGAGUUUGUGACGCGAUCGGCCUCUUUUUCGCUCCGACGGGCACCGGGAUAAGCCGCGCUGACGUUUCCCUCGAAGGGGUUUUCGGAAAGGGAAGCCGGAUCUCGGAGAGUGCAGCUGUACUAUAAUCAUGCUUUCAAACUGGUGCAUCCACAAUGCUUACUGUUUCUGCGUCGGGGUGUCCGUACUUCAGCAAGUUCGGCUACGUCGGUUUGCAACCAAAAAAAAACAGUCCAAGCCCACCAUCCUCAACUACAUAUUUGAACGUGAAGCUAAAUAUUGGGGCACAUAAUUAUCACACCCACUACCCGUGGCACUGGAAAAAGGAAAAGGUGUUUACCUAUGGGACGUAGAAGAAAAAUAUUUUGAUUUCUUAAGUUCUUACAGUGCUGUAAAUCAAGGCCAUUGUCACCCAAAGAUUACAGCAGCUUUGAAAUCCCAGUGUGAAAAACUUACUCUGACCUCAAGAGCAUUUUACAAUGACGUGCUUGGUGAAUAUGAAGAAUAUAUCACGAAAAUGUUCAAAUACAACAAGGUGCUUCCGAUGAACACAGGUGUGGAGGCUGGAGAAACAGCAUGCAAGCUGGCUCGUAAAUGGGCUUACGCAGUGAAAGGUAUUCCGAAAUACAAAGCAAAGAUUAUUUUUGCAGCUGGCAACUUCUGGGGAAGAACAUUAUCAGCAAUCUCAAGCUCUACAGAUCCUUCCAGCUAUGAUGGAUUUGGACCAUUCAUGCCAGGUUUUGAAAUAAUCCCCUACAAUGAUUUGCCUGCUCUUGAGCGGGCGCUUCAAGAUCCAGAUGUUGCGGCUUUCAUGGUCGAACCGAUUCAAGGUGAAGCUGGUGUGAUUGUUCCCGAGAAAGGUUAUCUCACGGGAGUGCGAGAACUUUGCACAAAGCACAAUGUCCUCUUUAUUGCUGAUGAAAUUCAGAGAUUGGCCAGAACAGGAGAAAUGUUAGCCGUCGAUCAUGAAGUUAGACCUGACCUGGUUUUGCUUGGAAAGGCGCUAUCUGGAGGGGUUUAUCCUGUGUCAGCAGUUCUGUGCGAUGACGAAAUUAUGCUCACCAUAAAACCUGGCGAACAUGGCUCUACAUAUGGAGGGAACCCACUGGCUUGCCGAGUGGCUAUGGCAGCACUUGAGGUCAUUGAAGAAGAGGAAUUGGUUAAAAACGCAGACGUCAUGGGCAGCCUAUUGAGAAACGAGCUGAUGAAGACUCCAUCUGACAUUGUCACUCAAGAAGGGAAAGGAUUGUUGAAUGCUAUUGUUAUUCGGGAAACUAAAGAUUGGGACGCCUGGAAAGUGUGCCUGAGACUCCGUGACAAUGGGCUGCUGGCCAAGCCAACACAUGGUGAUAUCAUCCUGGCUCCCCCACUUGUGAUCAAGGAAGAUGAGAUCCGAGAGUGCACUGAAAUUAUCCACAAGACCCUCCUCUCUUUUUGAAGGCUUCUUGUGCCCUGUGCCCGUACCUGUGCCCGUAAUCAGAUGGCAAACUGCUGUAGCUGAAUAUGGUAUUGCCCGAGCUCAGCUUGAUUCUUCCCGGUUUAUUUAAUUUUUUGCUCUGUUCAUCCACAGAAAAGCAGACUUUGAAGAUCAAACUGAAACAUUUAUUUUAUAAUGGACUUAAAGGAACAAAAAAAAAAA
Thamnophis elegans (Western terrestrial garter snake) is the source of this 1638-nucleotide messenger RNA. RefSeq names its product ornithine aminotransferase, mitochondrial-like. The record is from RefSeq and is a predicted model, not a curated record. Gene Ontology annotation, cellular component: cytoplasm. NCBI's taxonomy places the organism in Eukaryota, Metazoa, Chordata, Lepidosauria, Squamata, Natricidae. Gene Ontology annotation, molecular function: L-ornithine transaminase activity; pyridoxal phosphate binding; identical protein binding.